This is a messenger RNA of Lethenteron reissneri (Far Eastern brook lamprey), 1979 nucleotides long. RefSeq names its product dual specificity tyrosine-phosphorylation-regulated kinase 4-like. Gene Ontology annotation, cellular component: cytoplasm; cytoskeleton. Gene Ontology annotation, molecular function: ATP binding; protein serine/threonine kinase activity. Lineage: Eukaryota; Metazoa; Chordata; Hyperoartia; Petromyzontiformes; Petromyzontidae. Gene Ontology annotation, biological process: peptidyl-serine phosphorylation; peptidyl-threonine phosphorylation. The record is from RefSeq and is a predicted model, not a curated record.
CCGCGGUUACAGAUCAGAAGAUGGGUGGCAGCAGGGACGUGCAGUGGAGCGCGCAGAUUCCAUCAAACGCCAUUACCACCGGCCUUGGCAAAACCCCGCAAGAAAUCCUGACGCUCUUUGGAGAUAACCUGACCCCUGUCGAGAGGAGUGAACUCUUCACCGUGGACCGUGUCUGGUAUUUCGGACUCCACAACAGAGGAUUAGGCACCGUGAACCUGGACUACGAUGAUGCCUAUAACCAUUACGUCUCGGUCCAAUACGAGCAUCUAAAUUUCCGCUACGAGGUGCUGGAAUGGUUGGUGCUCAAAGGUCAAAGCCAGCUCUUUAGAUGCCGAGACCACAAGACCAACACCAUGGUGAACGUGAAGAUGUGGAGGCAGCCAACGAGCCCCCAGGAUAACCACAUGCAGGCGAUGCAGCUCAAGAUCUUCAUCAGACUUCAGGAACUGGCCAAUGAUUUCAAUGUAAAACUUCUGGACCAUUUUUACUUCAGAGGGCACAACUGCCUCGUCCUGGAGGACUUAUGCAAUCCAAGUGUCUCCCAUUCUAUUAAAUCGAUGAAAUCCCAGCGAGACGUGAUGGCGAUAGUGAAACUAAUCACCAAGUCCAUUCUCAGAAUCCUGAACCAGCUCCACGCCAAGGGGAUUGUGCAUGGGAACAUCAAGCCGAGGAACUUGUCAUUCAAGGACGCCUUGGCAAGAACCAUCCGCAUCAAAAACGUGGAGAGCAGUUUUUUUCCCGGAUCUCAAUGUUCACAGAUUUUCGGCACUCGUGCGUACCUUGCCCCAGAGGCUUUCCUGGGACACGCGGCCUCGUUCCCGGUUGACAUGUGGGCGCUGGGCUGUACGGUGGCCGAGUUGGCUACCGGGAGCGUCCUGUUUCCGGCCGUCGGCCGAUAUGACCAACUUCCAUGUUACAUGGAGGUCCUGGGAAUGCCUCCUGAGAGUCUGGUGAAUGCCGCGCCCGAGAGGAACAAAUACUUUGACCCUUUGGGCAAUCCUGUGAUGUCCGGACAAGACAGGGUACCGGGCAGUAACCCAAUCAGCGUGGCCCUCGGGAGUCAGGACACGGAGUUCAACGACUUCAUCAGCCGCUGCUUGGAAUGGGAUCCGACUCUGCGCAUGACGCCUGUCGAGGCGCUGGUGCACCCUUGGCUGGGAAGGACGCCACCGGACGAGAGAGUGCCCAGGCAGCCAGCGGCAUCCGCCCAGGAGGAUGAGAUGCAACAGGACGCGUCGGUGGAGCAGCACGAGCCUGGGCCCCAAGCUGGGCCCCAGGUGGAGCAGCACGUGCCUGGGCCCCAAGCUGGGCCCCAGAUGGAGCAGCACGAGCCUGGGCCCCAGGUGGAGCAGCACGAGCCUGGGCCCCAGGUGGAGCAGCACGAGCCUGGGCUCCAGGAUGGGCUCCAGGUGGAGCAGCACGAGCCUGGGCUCCAGGUGGAGCAGCACGAGCCUGGGCCCCAGGUGGAGCAGCACGUGCCUGGGCUCCAAGCUGGGCCCCAGGUGGAGCAGCACGUGCCUGGGCCCCAAGCUGGGCCCCAGGUGGAGCAGCACGAGCCUGGGCCCCAGGUGGAGCAGCACGAGCCUGGGCCCCAGGUGGAGCAGCACGAGCCUGGGCCCCAGGUGGAGCAGCACGUGCCUGGUCCCCAGGUGGAGCAGCACGUGCCUGGGCCCCAGGAUGGGCCCCAGGUGGAGCAGCACGAGCCUUGGCUCCAGGAUGGGCUCCAGGUGGAGCAGCACGAGCCUGGGCCCCAGGUGGAGCAGCACGAGCCUGGGCCCCAGGUGGAGCAGCACGAGCCUGGGCCCCAGGUGGAGCAGCAAGUGCCUGGGCUCCAGGAUGGGCUCCAGGUGGAGCAGCACGAGCCUGGGCUCCAGCGGGCAGACGAGGAGAAGAAGAGCGAGGAGGAGGAGGAGAAUCGGGAGCAGAAGAAUGGGGAGGAGGAGAAUAGGAAGAAGAAGCACAGUCAAGCGGCUCUUUAA